AUGCAGAAAAAAGGGCCAGUCUGUUCGGGAUGUAUCGAUCUUCUGACGGAGGAGAUGAAAGAUCAGUUCGUUCUUCCGGAGCUCGGAUAUUCGCAGAAAUACAAGCAGCUACAGUUUUGCUCCGAAGAAUGCAAAAACGAACGAGUCAGAAUAUGCGAAUCAUUGGAGCUCGACGCAAACGUCUACUUCCAAGAAUACUCCGACUUCAAACGAGAUGAACUUGUGAAGCAACUGUCCGCAGCUCGCUUCAAGCGAGCCAAACCGGCACGCAUGACAACAUGCUUUCUCUGCCGAAUUUCUUUCAAUGAAAAUAUCUUUGCUCCAGAGGAGAAAUACCGCGAGUGCGGAUCGUUGCUCUGCUCGUCCAAAUGCGCCAAAGCUAAAGCUGUACCACCUCCAUCUUUCGGAGGAUAUCCACCAGCCGGACCACCACCAGGUUUUCCUCCCGGAAUGCCCGGCUUUCCUCCCCUCGGUUUUCCGCCUGCUUUUCCACCUGGAAUUCCUCCACCAACCGAAAGUCCCUACGCGAAAAACGAUCUCGCUCACGCUCGCGAUCUCGUGAAAGAGACCGGCGACGAUCAAGGCGAUCGAGUCGAUCGCGCUCACGUUCGAGGGACAGGAGAAGACGAAGAUCUCGAUCGAGAAGUAGAGAUCGGCGCAGUAGAAGAUCGCGAAGCAGAAGUCGAAAGAGAUCGAAACGCAGCCGCACGCCAGAACGACGAUCUUCAGAUAUUUCCACGACAAGAUCUUAGCCUUCUUAAAGAUGUGAUACUUAUUCAUUUUCUUUUGCCUAACUUUCAUUUUAAAGAAGCCUUGGUCCCUGUGCCAGCGAUUGAUCCAAUCUACGACAACUAUGAUGUACCCCUUACGAUGGACGACAAUGAUGACCGGCAAAAUCUUUCGCUGAGAGGUCAAAUAUCCGAGCUAGAACGCGUCAUUCAGCUGAAAGAUGAGCAGAUUCGAAUGAAAGAGGAGCGAGCAGCGAUCAAAGAGCAGCAAAUCGAAGAACUCAAAGUCGAAAUGGCUGCUCAGUACGAAUCUGAUGGCAAAAAGAUUGCGGAACUGGAAGCGAGGAUCAAAGAACUCUGUGCGGCGGAAAAGCUGCUUGUGGAUGAUCCAGAGAAACUUUCAGGAGGGGAGAAGUUGACUGUAAUUCAAGAUUUGCGAGCGAAGACCAAGCAAAUCCGUGAGCUUGAAGAAAAAAUUGAAACAUUCAAGCGCCGAGAAACGCAGUUUCGCGAAACCGUUGACGCUUGGAAAGAUGAAGUUGAAUUCGUAAGACAAGAGUAUGAGCAGAAAUGCGCAGAAUUAUCUUCGAAGCUCGAAGAGGCCGAGAAAAAGCGCCAGAACUUUACGAAAACGAUGGAAAUCGCGACUGAAGCAAGCUCCCACCAUCUCAAAACGCAAAUUACCGAUCUGGAAGAGCGCCUCCGCCUCACAAACGAAAAUAAUGAUCUUUUGCGGAAGCAGCUUUUGGACCGGACCGCCGCGCCGGCUCACAACGGACCGCACAGUGGACCGCGCGGGCCAAGUUAUCCAUACACAGGGGCGCCUGUAUUUCCAGGACUGUCAACGCUGCCUCAAUUUCCGCCAAGUCCGGCUCAGCCACCAAGUGGGCCUACUGGAAUAUUCAAUCAGCCACCACCGCCACUGCCAGGGACCGUUGUUGUGCCCAAAUCUGGACAUCGACCAGCAAAAGUCGUCAAUAAGAAUAGCGCCCCAAUCGACCUCACUGAAGAUGCUCCAGCACAAAAAACUCCACCGAAACGAGAAUACUCAGAGUCUCAAUCGAACAAGCGCAAAGAAAAGCUUCUUAUUCGUCUUUUGAAACGAUCGUUUACUGAAGGCAAGACGUUUGCUCCAGAGAAAGGCGGCGGACUCGAAAGCGUUUGGAUCGAGAGAGGAUUUGAUAAGGAGCCGCCGACUCAGGAAGAAAUCAUGGGAGGAGUUUUGCCUGAUCGAAGAGUUCGAAAAACGAGUGGAGUCACAAUGCCCUCACGAACAAAACCCAUGGAUCCGAAUCUCGGCGUCAUCGACGAUUCCAAAAAGCCAAAGCCGAUGGGCAGCGGGAGCACUUCUCCAGCCGCUUCAGGAAAAAUUUACGGCGCAACUGGUAAUCAAGGAUAUGCUCAAGCUGCUUCUCAGAACGACUGGUCCAAAGACGUGCAAUUCUAA
Molecule: messenger RNA, 2175 nt
Organism: Oikopleura dioica
Lineage: Eukaryota; Metazoa; Chordata; Appendicularia; Copelata; Oikopleuridae
Source: the annotation of a GenBank genome assembly